Molecule: messenger RNA, 2451 nt
Organism: Lottia gigantea (owl limpet)
Lineage: Eukaryota; Metazoa; Mollusca; Gastropoda; Lottiidae
Exons: 14
Coding region: 7-1173 (388 amino acids)
Biological process (GO): protein demethylation
Molecular function (GO): protein methylesterase activity
Source: RefSeq, a predicted model, not a curated record
GAUUUAAUGAAAAAAAGAUUUGGAUUGCCUUCUAAGCCUCCUAUUGGCCUUGGAUUGGGUAAUUCUGGUAGAAGAGCCCAGAUCAAGAAGAGAGAUUAUACUCCGGUGUAUUGGGAUAAAUAUUUGGAAUCCAAACAUGAUAUAAAAACUAAGGACAACAAUACAUUUCGUGUAUAUGAAUGUGGUGAAACAGGGCCAGUGUUAGUCUUUCUUCAUGGAGGGGGAUUCUCUGGACUGUCAUGGGCUUUAUUAGCUAACAUGGUGUCUCAUCUAGUAACUUGUCGUUGUGCGGCCAUUGAUUUACGUGGCCAUGGUGACAGUGUGACAUCAGACGACAAAGAUCUUAGUGCUGAAACAAUGUCAAGUGAUGUUGGUGAAGUUAUUAAAAGUUUAUAUGGUGAAGAUCCUCCUCCCAUUAUUCUCAUUGGUCACAGUAUGGGAGGAGCUAUAGCUGUCCAUGUAGCAGAGAAACAGUUGAUACCAUCUCUAAUAGGACUGUGUGUUAUUGAUGUUGUGGAAGGAACAGCUAUGGAUGCUCUAGCCAGUAUGCAGAGUUUUCUACGAGGACGUCCCAAAAUAUUUAAAUCUUUAGACAGUGUUAUAGAAUGGGCUGUAAGAAGUGGUCAGAUUAGAAAUGUAGAAUCAGCUAAAGUCUCCAUGGUUGGACAGGUCAAAAGAACUGAUAAUGACGAGACAGCUUCAGCAGAAUUAGAACACAAUCAUGAUAUAGAGGCAGCCAGAGUGUCACAUACUACUGAUACCAUACUAGAAGAGGAGGUCGAUUCUGCUGGCAACAAAGGCAAUAACUCUUCACCAUCUUCAUCAUUUAAAACACCAACUUCACCAGAAAAAACAGAUGGACAGUAUACAUGGAGGAUUGAUCUAUCAGAAACAGAUUGUUAUUGGAAAGGCUGGUUUGAAGGUUUAUCUAAUAGAUUUCUAUCUUGUGACGUUCCCAAGUUGUUAUUACUGGCUGGGGUUGAUAGGUUAGAUAAGGAUCUGACUAUAGGACAGAUGCAAGGAAAAUUCCAGAUGCAAGUAUUGCCACAAUGUGGACAUGCUGUACAUGAAGAUGUUCCAGAUAGGGUUGCCGAAAUUCUCGCGACAUUUAUGGUCCGUCACAAAGUAGCUCAAGCAACAGCCAAUUUUGAACCGUCGUUUCCAGCUUGUUGAAACAGGCAGCGCUGACAGCAAGAAAGCGUCUCUAGUAGUGCUUCAAGUUUGCAAAUUUGAAAGUUGGCUAAUGUAUAUGUGUAAGAGUGCUUGUAGAUGUUAAGGUCAGGCUAUCACUAGCUCAGUGGGCUAAGAUUAUGUAUAUAUAUUAUGGCCUAUAUCACAUGUACACUUACGGUGCUGUUUUAUUAAUGAAGCAAUAUCAAGUUCACUCAACGAUGUGCCAUUUUUAUGAUCUCAUUUUGUAGCUAAAAUUUGAGGCUAAAUGUUAAAAUUCUAUUAUGCACGUUAACAAAAAUAUUUUGAACUGUCGAUUUGAAUAAUUCUGAAAAUACUUUGGAAAUGUCGAAUAUAUCGUAAAUUAUAUUAAUAAUUUUGUGUUGUGAUUGAACAUUAAAAAUUUACUGCAAGUUUUGAAUUCCAAUGGAACAGGUAAUACGAAGAACUUAAAAAUCCUUGAUGCUUUACAAGCGCAUGCCAAAUAGAACAAUGCUAUUUGUAUAUUUUUAAUAUUAACUUCAACAUAGGAUGUGAAAUGAUCACACUAUAGUAUUUUGAAUGUGACAUAUCCAGUUCCAGAUAAAAUGGGUAGAGACGGAACUUAUUAUUAAUAUGCUAAUUGAGUAAGAAUAAAGAAUUAUAUUUCAGUCUGUAUAAAAUUUAUUUAUUUAUAAACUCUGAAUGUACACAUUAAAGAAAUAUAAACAUUUAAUGCAUAUCUUCUUUAUGUUCUGUUUUUUUUUCGAUUACAAUGAUAAGUUUUUAACUAUCAUUUUUUCCCAGUGUACUCGGCUUACACUAUAUUGGUAGUACAUAUUACAUAGUCUUUGUUGUUAUCAAACCCUUUUCUAUGACCGUCUCUUUUCUGUGCACUGAUUAUUGACUGGGAUGAAGGCACGAUAUCUUUCAUAUUGUCCUUGAUUGGAACCCAGUAUUCAAUCCUGUAAGAAAUUCCUUCAGAGUAUGCAACAUAGGAACACCUUAUCCCUCUCCAUGAUAUGGUAUUCUCCACUUGCAAUAAACAGAGCUACGUGCCCCUUGUAGAGUUAUCUUUCCUUGACCAUGGGUACAUCUUCGCCUACUUUCGUGUUCACCCGACCAUGAUGGGGAAAGACUACUAUACCAUAGCCCAAUGUUUAUUUGGUAUUUCGUUUUAUUAUAAACUCGGCAUGACUUUCUGAGAGUCCGUAUGAUGUGUUUUUGGUAUUGAGGUUCAACAACUCGACAUGCCUUCCGAAGAUUCCACAUUAUAUUUCUUUAUCUAUAACUGACAAUGUG